Budorcas taxicolor (takin) is the source of this 2685-nucleotide messenger RNA. RefSeq names its product desmocollin 1 (gene DSC1). The record is from RefSeq and is a predicted model, not a curated record. Gene Ontology annotation, cellular component: desmosome; plasma membrane. NCBI's taxonomy places the organism in Eukaryota, Metazoa, Chordata, Mammalia, Artiodactyla, Bovidae. Gene Ontology annotation, molecular function: calcium ion binding. Gene Ontology annotation, biological process: homophilic cell-cell adhesion. The transcript is spliced from 16 exons. Bases 1 to 2685 code for a protein of 894 amino acids.
AUGGCUGUGGCCUCUGCCGCCCCAGGGAGCAUCUUCUGGAAGCAGCUCCUAUUCUCUCUCCUGGUUUUAAUAUUAUUUUGCGAUGCUUGUCAGAAAAUUUCUCUUCAAGUUCCUUCUCAUCUUCGGGCUGAAGCACUUGUAGGCAAAGUGAAUCUGAAGGAGUGUCUCCAGUCCGCCAGCCUAAUCCAGUCAAGUGAUCCUGACUUCAGGAUUCUAGAAGAUGGCUCCAUUUACACAACGCAUGACCUUGUUUUGUCUUCUGAAAAGAAGAGUUUUUCCAUUUUGCUCUCAGACAGUCAGGGACAGGGGCAGAAGGAGAUAGAAAUCAUACUGGAAGCAGGAGGAAAGAAGGUUCCUAAGAGACAUAUGAAAGACGCAGUCCUCAGGCGAAGCAAGAGGCGAUGGGCGCCUAUUCCAUGUUCACUGAUGGAGAACUCACUAGGUCCAUUUCCACAGCACGUGCAGCAGGUUCAGUCUGAUGCUGCACAAAACUACACCAUCUUUUACUCCAUAAGUGGACCAGGGGUAGACAAAGAGCCCUUCAAUCUGUUCUUCAUAGAGAAAGAUACAGGGGAUAUAUUUUGUACAAGAAGCAUAGACCGUGAGCAAUAUCAAGAGUUUCCGAUCUAUGCCUAUGCAACCACUGCAGAUGGUUAUGCACCUGAGUACCCACUUCCCCUAGUAUUCAAAGUGGAAGAUGACAAUGAUAAUGCCCCAUAUUUUGAAAACAAAGUGACUGUCUUUACUGUGCCUGAGAAUUGCCGAACUGGAACCUCAGUGGGAAAAGUGACCGCAAUAGACCUCGAUGAACCUGACACUCUACAUACUCGUCUGAAAUACAAAAUCUUGCAGCAAAUUCCAAACAAUCCAAGACAUUUCACCGUACAUCCAGACACAGGUGUCAUCACCACAACCACGCCUUUACUGGAUAGAGAAAAAUGUGAUACGUACAAGUUAAUAAUGGAAGUUCGAGACAUGGGGGGCCAACCUUUUGGUUUAUUUAAUACAGGAACAAUUACUAUUUCUCUUGAGGAUGAAAAUGAUAAUGCACCAUAUUUUACACAAACUUCUUAUACUGUAGAAGUAGAAGAAAACAGAAUUGAUGUUGAAAUUUUACGAAUGGCGGUACAUGACCAUGAUUUGCCAAACACACCUCACUCGAGAGCUGUGUACCAGAUCCUAAAGGGAAAUGAAAACGGAACCUUCCAAAUCAGUACAGACCCAAAUACAAAUGAAGCAGUCUUGUGUGUUGUCAAGCCACUGAACUAUGAAGUCAAUCGCCAAGUUGUUUUGCAAAUUGGUGUCCUUAACGAAGCACAAUUCGCUAAAGCAGUAAACUCGAAAACGACGACGACUAUGUGUACUACGAUUGUCACUGUUAAAGUUAAAGACCAUGAUGAGGGUCCUGAAUGCCAACCACCAGUAAAAGUUAUUCAGAGUGAAGACUGCCUCCCUGCAGGCACAGAACUCCUUGGAUACAAAGCGGUGGACCCUGAUAGGGGCACUGGCGAGGGCUUAAGGUAUAAGAAGAUACAAGAUGAAGAUAACUGGUUUGAAAUUAAUGAAUACACUGGUGACUUGAAAACUGUAAAAGUGCUAGAUAGAGAAUCAACAUUUGUAAAAAACAACCAAUACAAUGUUUCUGUGAUUGCAUUCGAUGCAGACGGCAGAUCUUGCACUGGAACGUUAGUAGUUCUUUUGGAAGAUAAAAACGACCACCCACCGCAGAUAAAAGAAGAAGAACUGACAAUGUGCCGGCAUGAUAAGGAUUAUGUUGUCCUCGAAGCUACAGAUCAAGAUGGACCUGACAAUGGGCCACCUUUUCAAUUCAUUCUCAAUAAUUCUGCCAACAAACUUUGGACAGUGGAGACAAGGGAUGGUAAAACUGCCAUUCUUCGGGGGCGGCAAGAUCUUGAUUAUAACUAUUACACUGUUCCUAUCCAAAUAAAAGACAGACAUGGCGCUUCUGCAACACACAUGUUAUCAGUGAGAGUAUGUGAUUGUACAAUUCCAUCCGAAUGUAGAAUGCCUGAUAAACUUUCAAGAGAGGCGUCGCUAGCAAAUGUAUUCCUUGGAAAAUGGGCAAUUCUUGCCAUGGUGUUGGGUUCUGUGUUGUUGUUAUGUAUUUUGUUCACAUGUUUCUGUGUUACUGUUAAGAAAACAGUAAAGAAAUGUUUUCCAGAAGAUGUAGCCCAGCAAAAUUUAAUUGUAUCAAAUACUGAAGGACCUGGAGAAGAAGUGAUGGAUGCAAAUAUUAGACUCCCUACACAGACGUCCAACGUUUGUGACACAAGCAUAUCUGUUGGCACCCUUGGUGGCCAAGGAGUCAAAACACAGCAAAGUUUUGAGAUGGUCAAAGGCGGCUACACUUUGGAUACCAACAAAGGAGGUGGACAUCAGACCCUGGAAUCUGUUAAGGGAGUGAUGGACACUGGCAGAUACACAUACAGUGACUGGCACAACUUCACCCAACCUCGGCUCGGCGAAAAGGUGUAUCUGUGCGGACAAGACGAGGAACACAAGCUCUGCGAAGACUACGUUCGCUCCUAUAACUAUGAAGGGAAAGGGUCUGUGGCCGGCUCAGUGGGCUGUUGCAGCGAUCGGCAGGAAGAAGAGGGGCUUGACUUCCUAGAUCAUCUGGAACCCAAAUUUAGGACGCUAGCAAAAACAUGUGUAAAGAAAUAA